GUAUUGAUGUUCUUUCUCACUUCUAUCGGGGUCUCUUUUUAUCUUCUCUCUCGUUUACUCUUCUAUCAAACUCUUACUAACAAUAAUGGAUGGAGAUACUAAACGUAUUCAUCGUAUUAUUUUAUAUGUUUGGAAUGGAAACUACUCUGUAACUGAGAAAACGUUCACCUGUUAACUUCAGCUUCAGCGGCACGUCCCCUUUGUGCUUGAGUAAGCGCGGUUAGCACGCCUCCUCUUUCACAACGUACUUACUAACUCGUCCGAGAAGCCUCUUUAAAAUAUAUACAAGAAGAAUGGGCAGAUUGUUUUCAUUAGACAUGAUUCAGCCAUUAUGGAUAGCUAUGGCCUUGGCUUUGGCAUAUACUGAUCAGCUAUUGGCAUUUGAGUUGACGUGUUUGCCAGAAGUUGUGAAUAACACCGUGGACAACAUGACUGCCCUUCAAUGCUCCAUGACAAAUAUGCAGAAAAAUGCACCAAUAACCAUUGUAUGGACAAAAAACAGCUCUGUUCUUCUACAUUAUGCCUCAUCUAGACGAACACGCAGGCAUGCAAUAAAUCCAAGGUACCAUUUACCGGAGGAUGAAUUAAAGCAUGGAAAAUUUUCACUUCAAAUCACGAAAACUGAACUGUCGGAUGAAGGAGUAUAUGAAUGCACAGUUAUCAUUGGUGAAGUCUACCGAGAGGCACAGGUCACUCUGAAUGUGAAAGUUCCAACAACUGAAGAAAUCCCUGAACAGCCUGAAAAACCAGGUCACCGUGAAAAUGGUACCACCGCCAUUAAACCAGUUAUUACCAUCUUAAUUGUACUUCUCUGUGUGUCUGUAAUUGUUGGGUUCAUUAUGACUAUAAAGAAAAUGAAAGGUUUUGGUCAUUAUGGAAAAGAAGGAAAUUCAAGAAUUUUUACAUGUUCACAGAUUCAAGAGCUCUUAAAUGCACCUCCGACCCGAGACAGAUAUGGCAGCUCUCCGCAGGCAUCUAGGGUUGUAAAAAGCACUUCUGAUCCUUCUUUAAAGUGUAAGAGUUGGAGCCAGUCCCAAGUCUGGAUAAAGUAUGAGGGAGAGCACAAACUUAUGCUAUAGGAGAUAGAGAGUGGUCGGCAGGUGCAUUGUGUAUUAUUUUUUUAGUAACUCAUUAAGAAAUUUAGGAACAUUUGCAGAGAAUUUGUCACCUAUACUUACUUGUAUAAGAAGACAAGCCUAGAAAAAUACAAUAGGCAAUUCUGGAGUGUAACUUGUGAGUGAUUAUUUUUUGUGUGAUUGGCAAUAUCCCGGUUAGCAAUAAAUACUCUACAGUGGGAAUUUUACACCAAAAUUAUUUACGCGUCUUGUAGUGUAAAUAGAGUUGGGGAUGGAAGAAUGGACUGAUGAAUUCCACACUUUCUAAUUUUUGGUGUAAAAUUUACACUUACCCAUUUUCAAGCGGCUCAGCAUUCUUAGUGAAGAUGUGAAGCUCACAUAAAAAGCCGGCAUCAGUUUAAAUAAUUCUGUUCAUGUUAGCUGUUUUAGUCUUCCUCGCCGUUCAGUCCCUGUGUACUGCUUUUGUUGGGAUUACUUUUUUUUAUUUUUUACAACAAAACUGGACUCUAUAUUGUACCUUUGCCCUCAUGAGAGUGUUGUACAGUAAGCAUAACCUCAGUUGGCUGGACCUCCAUACAACAUAGGCACUAUAUAAUUGAGCAUACUAUUUACCUUUUAAAUUGUUUCUGUAAAUUGAUGAAUAUCAAAAAAAAAAACAUUGCUGAUGUUCUUCUUUUACUUGCAAAGGAUAGAAUUUAAUUUGAUAUACAGGUGGACAACCAUUCAAGACAAUGCCACCUACAGCUGUGACAAAGGCUCCAUGAAGGAAAAAGUCAUUUUUAGUACUGUAAAUAUUGACAUAUUUAUUCAUAUCACAACAUUAGUCACUGUGAUGCAAGAAGAAGACUAAACUUUAGUGACAGUUCAGUAAAUUUCCAAAUAUGGUCUCACAGAUGUUUGGUGUUGCAGUGUUUUGGCGACCUCUAAUGGCCAUUUUCUAAACUUUAGCACGGUUGUUCUGUGAGUUGAAUGACUACGUUCACUUUUGUAGGUGACUGGGUGACAUUAAGAGAGACCUCCAGGCAGUGGCGUAGGAAGGUGGGUGCGGUGGGUGCGGUGGGUGCGGCCCGCACCCGGUACUAGUUCUGAGGGGGUGACAAAAAAUUGCCGGUUUUGUAUUAAUGCGCCUUUUUGUUACAUAAAAUAACAUGUCAAAUAAUUUACAUGGGCUUUAACAAUCCCUAAUUGCAGCAAAUUGCAGGUGAACGACGUGAUGCUGUAAUGAUUGUGUGGUGCGUGGGGGGAGGGGGUGUUCUGUCUCAUUUCCUUUGAACUGUGUUGGUGUUCAAGUAAACAAACAACCGGUCCUGUGACUCAUUGUCUCAUCCCUGCCACAAAUAUAUCAUCGCCACAAGUCGAUCUGUGCAACAAGAUGAUAUUUUUAACCCAAACAUCAUAAUAAUAUAGUCGGCGCGAAAUAUUUUAGACAGUGGGGUGGGUAGGUAUUGUCCGCUCUAGAACCAACCAUAAAGUAAACAAUUUUACUUUAGGAUCGUUCUACGAGCGAACGGGCAAUAUCUCCCUCCCCAUCCCAUUAUCUUAAGGCCCUCUAUAUAUAUAUAUAUAUAUAUGAGCCGGGACACACGACGAAAUCAUGCGUUAGAAUUCUGGUUAAUUGGCGAUUUGGCCUAAUUUUUGGUGGCAAAUCAGAAGCCAAGAAGGGGCAGUAAUGGGAAAUUAUCAUUGGCGUUCUCUUGAUUUGGCUCGUUAUUGCCUUUAUUUUACGUCGCCAAGACAGUAUUUUUAAACAUAUUUUUCCGGUGCUUCUUUGGUUUUUCCUUGAAAUUCAUGUCGGAAAUCUAUGGUAAUUUAAACGUGUGCAUAAUUUAUUUUUCCAAUUUCGAUGGAUUUUUCGAGAUGUGCUGUUCAUAAGACUUCAAUAGUGAUACUGUUUUUGGCGAUUUAUUGCUAUCUGGCUGCAAAUACGUCGCCGGGUUCUAAAGUUAUGCGCUAGGUACUAUCACUAUGAAAAAAGAUUUCUUACAUUGUACAUUAAACUGGCUUAUUAAUGAAAAGGCAUUUUACUUUUUUUAUUCAUAAAAAAUUGUUUACAAAAUAAUUAAUAUUAUGCCCUCUUUACUUAACCAAUUGAAUAAAAAAAUUGCUUUCUCAAUAAAUUUAAUUUUAUAUUUUGGUGGACAUGGGGGUGACAAGUUUAAACUCCGCACCGGGUGCCACUGGAUCUUGCUACGCCAUGGCCCAGGUAAUUUAAUUAAAUUAGUUUUGUUAUCUCCUAAUAGGUUAUUAUUGUUUGUUGACAUUUUAGAUAUUUCUUUAUUCAUUCAACACUUAGCAUGCUUAGUUAAAAUUGAAUAUUGUAAAGUUUUGGAGUCUUCACUUAAUUACAGCAACGUAAAGCUGUUGGUUUAAGCCUCUAAAUUGAAAUCAAAGUAGCAGAAAACAGACAAAGAUGAUGGUGACUGUCAAUAACUUAAUCGUACUUCACACAAUAUUCAUGUCCUACACCUAAAAAUAAAGGACAAACAUUUCUCUUUCAGAAUAUUUGCACCUGGAAAAUUAUGUAUGUUGUACAUGUUACACUAGAAUAAGUCUCAGAAUUCAGGAACGUGUUUACCAAAUGUAUUUUGAAUGUUAUGCCUAUUUCCAUAGGUGUUGGAAUAAGCUAUGAAAGUGUCAGUGAAUGAAUCAUGGAUACCCAGAAUAAAAUAUUAUGAAAUAUGUCUAGUUUUACCAUUUUGAAGGAGUACAAAAAACAGGAUUCUUUUUCUCUGAUUAAACUGUUUUUCAAGUAAGUAUCCAUAGCAUACAUACCCAUAAUUGAAGACCAUGACCAGUUUACCAUUUUGAUGGGCAGAUAUUACUCUGUCGGGACAUACAGCUAAAGACAUUAUACUGUGUAUCUAAAUUGCAAGAUCAAUAAUUGCAACGUCUUUGCAAAAUAAAUAGACAAAAUACAUCUACAUGGAAUAAUCUUGAAAUAUAGAAAGUAACAUAAAAGUGGAAUGUGUUGUCAAUUGAAAGUUAAAACAUCUACAUUCAGUAGAUAACAGUCUGUCCGUCAAAUUGCACAUAGUUGAAUCAGGGGCUCAACAAAGUCAUGGUCGCUGUUACACAGCAUUUCGGCCAUGUCUGAGGAAAGAAAGAAAAACAUUGCAAUGUUGUAUUGGGAUAUCCAAUAUGGACUUUUAAUGGCAAAACACUGUACUUUAUGAAGAAGUUCGUGAUUUUAUACAGUUCUUUAUUUUUUGCAUUAUUGUUUGGACCUGCUGGCGGGUCCAAAAUAAUGGGGCUGAGUUUAAAGGGUCAGAUGCUGUAAAUGCCACAGAUACUUUGUAUACAAUACUUUAUCAUGCACUCGGGUUCAUUGAACCCUGAUACGUUGUCUAUUUAUGUAAAGGUAGUUAUAAAUUGUAUUACUUGUAUUACUUUGAAUUCUGUCUUAAUUAAAUAUCUGUUUAUAUAAUUAA
Polypterus senegalus (gray bichir) is the source of this 4504-nucleotide messenger RNA. RefSeq lists its product as uncharacterized. The record is from RefSeq and is a predicted model, not a curated record. The coding region runs from base 294 to 1079 and encodes 261 amino acids. The transcript is spliced from 6 exons. Lineage: Eukaryota; Metazoa; Chordata; Cladistia; Polypteriformes; Polypteridae.